Messenger RNA from Lycium ferocissimum, 597 nucleotides. RefSeq names its product glutathione S-transferase U10-like. Lineage: Eukaryota; Viridiplantae; Streptophyta; Magnoliopsida; Solanales; Solanaceae. Gene Ontology annotation, biological process: glutathione metabolic process. Gene Ontology annotation, molecular function: glutathione transferase activity. The transcript is spliced from 2 exons. The record is from RefSeq and is a predicted model, not a curated record. Gene Ontology annotation, cellular component: cytoplasm. Bases 1 to 597 code for a protein of 198 amino acids.
AUGCCAAAACUAAGCAGCAUCUGGAGCAGAAAUCAGUUACAAGAGAGGAUGCAAGAGGAGAACAAGUUAACGCUUCUAGCAAACAAUAGCACACAUUCGAAGAGAGUUGAACUUGCUCUCAAGAUCAAAGGCAUAUUUUUAGAGUUUGUGCGAAACAAGAGUCCUUCUCCAACACAACCCAGUUCACAAAGGGGUACCGUGCUGAUUCACAAUGGUAGAGCUAUUGUGGAAUCACUUGUCAUCAUUGAAUAUAUCGAUGAAACUUGGAAGCAUGAACCUAAACUACUGCCAAUAGAGCCUUACGACAGAGCCAGAGUUCGUUUCUGGGCUGCAUAUCCAAGAUCAUGUUUUCCCAGGGAGAAGCACAGAAAAGCGUGUGAAAAACUGUGGGAGAGACAACAAGUGCUGGAAGAAGGAAUGAAAGGUCGCAAAAUCCACAGAGAACAGUGGGAUGCUCUGGAUAUCAUGAUGGCUGCAACACUAUAUGCUUACAAGGCUCAGGAAGAGGUUCUUGCCGUGAAGAUUCUCCACUCAUAUCUUCCUGGUGACAACAUUACUAGAGCAGACUGUCGUGAAAGAAGUUAUUCCUCCACAUGA